AUGUCAGAGAGCAUCGUCAGGAAGAUCCAGCCCUUCACCAUCGGCACCAAGCUGUGGCCCUCUACCUGGGCCAGCCCCAAAUCCAGGCCGACAGCCCCCAGCUGUCCCCCACGGCGGACCCCGGGGCCCCCGGCAAGGGCCAGACGGACGACCCAGCCAGAGAGGACAACCCAACCGGAACGGGCUGUCCCCCACCUCUUCCUCCCGCUCCAUCCGGAAGAUCGCCAUUUCGGGGGGUCCGGACAGUCCUGGGGAGGCCCCUCUCGCCCCGGGCGAGGACUGCCCCGUCGCCGCGUUACCUCAAAACCGGAGAGCGUCAACGUCAACAACAACAACCACAACGGCAACAACAACAACAACAACCCCGUUCCCAGGAUUGUAGGAGUUAGCUGUGAAAACACACCCAACUCCCACCUCAAGGUUUUGCUCAGAAAGGAUGUCACUACUGAAGACCAGAGACAGGACGAUGAGGAGGGGGCAGAAUGCAAAAGCUUCGGGGGCACGACCACUUCCGUUCAUGAGACGUCUCCACACAGAGUCCCGCUGACCGAGGAGCGCUCGCCCCGUGGAACCUCAGAGGCCCCGCCCCCUCCACGGCUCAUCCCCGCCCACAACGACUGCAGCUACGCCCAGUGCAACACCCUGUUCAACAGGGAGGUCCUGCAGGCCGAAGCCUGGAUCAAAGGGAAGCUCCAGGACCUGAAAGACGGCUGGGACGUCCAGCGCUCCCCCCUCCAGGACUCGGGGGAGGUCUCUCAGACCCUCCAGAGGGACCUGAAGGAUUUCGAGAACACCCUAAUACAGCUUAACCAGAUGGGGGAGCAGCUCGCCUGCGCCCAGAACCCCAACUCAGACCAGGUGAAGAAGCGGCUCGGCCGGCUCCAGGACCAGUGGCACGCCCUCAGGCAGACGGCGGCCAAUCAGUCGAAGGCGCUGGGCGGGGCCAGGAACCUGCAGCAGUUCAACAGGAAAGCGGAUAGGCUGGAGACCUGGAUCAAGGAGAAGGAAGAGGAGCGGUCGCUGGCGGGUGUUCUCGGGGAGAACGUCGACAAAAUUCAGCUGACGCGGAGAAUCCUGGAUCUGAAACAGGACGAGCUGCAGUACCGGACCCUGCAUGAAGAGAUCAACCAGCUGGCACUGAAGCUGGAGAAACAGGGGAAGGUGGAGGGGAAGAACAUCUCCGUACGGCGGAAGCACAUCAACAAAAUGUGGCUGAAGGUCCAGUCUCUUCUGAAAGACUACCACGACAACCUCCAGCUGGCUCUCGAAGUCUCCUCCUUCUACCAGCAAGCAGACAACAUCAUCUCUGCCAUCAACCACAAGAAGAAAAGGGUUCCCCUGACAAACGAACAGGAGGACUGUGGAGAAAGAGAGAUCGGGGACAUAGCCGGCCAAAUCACGAUGCUGGAUGUGACUGCCUCUCAGUUGUCAAACCUCCACCCAACCCUGGCAUCCCGAGUCAGUGUGAAGCAGUCUGAGGUGAAGGACAACUGGGCAUCCUUUCAGAGGGCUGUCAGGAAUGAGCGGUCAGGGCUGCUCUCCGCAGGCCUCCAUUUCACCAGAGAAGAAGAAGACCCCAGGACCUCCUCCUGGGACUCAUGCUGCACCCUGGAGAAGGAGGCGCACGGGAUUAUGGGAAAGGAAGUCAAGGAAGAACAAAAUCGACUCAAAGGAUGCACAAGCGUGAGAGAGGCUGGGAGUCUGACCAACGGCCAGGACGACGAGCAGCCGCCAAAGAGCCGCGUGCCAGUCGCGGGGAACUACCCCGCUGACGACGUCCUCGAGAGACACCCGUCAGAGGGGGAAAGCGAGGAGCUGGAGCUCAAACCCGAGGCCGGUGUGUCGGGAGGCGAUGCGAGGUUCUGUGUGCAGCUACGGAAGUCAGCGGCGUCGGCAGAGAAGACACUCCUCUGGCUGAAGGACAGCGUUGCCAUGACGACCCAGGCCUGGUCCGCUCCGGGGCUGGAGGGGUCUAGAUUGUCUCCCCAGGAGGACGUCCUGUCCUGCAGGCCCAAGACCAGAAAGGAGGGGAGAAACUCGCACUGUCCAGAGGACAUGGGAGUCGACCACUUCCUGGAUCAGCUGGAGCACCUGUGGGAGGAGCUAAGGAGGAGGCAUCACCCAAAGGGGGCGGGGCUUCAGCACGCCAGGAAGUCAAACCGGAAGGUUAUGGACUUGCCCCCCCUAGAGGCCUGGCUGCAGAUGGCGGGCGGGUCCCAUCGACAGUCUCCACCCGGCGGGGUCCCCAAAACCACAAGCCCACUGGAGCGGGACGUUCCGAGGCAGGAGGGGGGUGCGUCACAGGGGGGGCGACGCCUCCAGGAAGAGGUGGAGGAGAGGUAUCGCCGGGUGCAGAGGGGGCAUAGCCAGGAACGGCAGCAUCCAACCAGACUGACUGGGUUCCUGGAUGAGAGCCACGGACAGUCUCUCCCCAGCGAGCUGGUCCUAGAUGCUUGCCUGCGGAAUGUUCCAGAGGUCAGGGGUGAAGCCGUUCCCAUGGGGACCGGGGAUUCCUUGGAGGAUCUGGGCGUGGCGGUGGAGAUUCUGAAAGACACUGUGAGCGAGAUCCAGCCAAUCAGAGAGCUGCUCGGCCAGUGCGCCUCGCUGACGAUGCGUAUAAACCACGCCCUCUCUCUGGGGGCCGAGCUCUCGAUGGACGUCAUGGACGCGGAGACGGACAUGGCGGUGAAGUGCGAGCCUGACCGCAGCGGCCUGCAGGGCCUCCAGGAGCAGCAGGACCAGAUGGAGGUGGAGUAUGAGGCCCUGAAGGAUGAGGUGGCGGAGAUGGAGAAGCAGGGGGCUUGCCUGGAGGCCCUCUGCCCGGAGAAGUGGCCGAUCCUGGGGGAGGAGGUCCAGGCGACCCUGCAGGUCUGGGAGGAGCUAGGCCGGAGCAUGGCAGAGAACAGAGGUCGACUGCAGCAGUUUGGACACCUGCAGGACUUCUUCAGGGACUACCUGGCCAUGAUUUCUUGGACGGAGGACACGCGGUCCUGCAUCUUCUCCGAGAGGGCGAAGCGUCGUGGGAAGGGCGACGAGGGGCCGGUGACCUCCGAGCUGGACCUGAAGAUCCAGAGGAAGUUUGAGGACUUCGACAGUCUGGCCGCGGCGGGACAGAAGCUGAUGGAGGAGGAGCAUCACUUGGCGGAGCUGAUCAAGGAGAGGACGGAGGAGCUGCAGAGCAUGCUGGGAUGGAUCCUGGUGCACUGGAGGGCUCAGAAACACCAGCAGAGCUGUGGAAAGAGGAAAGGAGACGACGUCGUCAGCUCAGAGGCCACAGUUCCCACGGCAACGGAACAGCAGGAUGGAUCUCCACAGUCACAGCAACCAUCAGAUGGUCAGCUGACCUCAACGACCAGUUGCCAUGACGACCUGCAGGACAGGCAGCCUUCAGGGGCGGGUCACGUCGGGACGGGGCAGAAGGAUAGUGGAUCGGGGUCACCCACAGGACCCCCGGAAUCAAGGGAGCCCCCGUUCUUGGUCCUGAAGGAGCCUGGAGCCCCGUCUCUGGGGGGUACGGUGAACCUCAUCCUCAGUUUCGGGACGGCCGGGGACAGCCUCCUGCAGGUGCAGAAACCAGAGGAGGACGCCGACACCCCUGAACCCGUGCACAGGGUGAGCACCUACCUGCGUGUUAAAGACAGCCAUACCACCGUGGCACCUGUGGACCUCCGCCCGGCUCAGGAACCCGCCCAGACCUCCGCCCCCUGUUCAGUCUCCUCCCCUUCCUCCUCCUCUUCCUCCUCCUCCUCCUCCUCCUCCUCCACGUCCCCUCCGCAAGUCAGCAGUGUGGCCUUCCAUACUCUGCCCAAGAAAGGCCCCGCCCCCUGCCUGACCAUAAGCCCCGCCCCCUGCCCCACCAUUAGCUCCACCCCCUGCCAAACUGGCCCCUCCUCCUGUACCAUAAGCCCCACCCCCUGUGCCACCGUAAGCCCCGCCCCUUCCUAUACAAUAAACUUCGCCCCCUGCUCAACUAUCAGCAGUGGCCCCUCCUCUACCGCAAGCUCCGCCCCAUGCUUCACUUUUAGCUCCACCCCCUGCUGCAGCACCUCCAGCGGUCAGAAGGGCCGGAGCAAAAACAGGAAGAGGGUGGUGGCCCAGAGGAUCAUGGGAGUGGUGCAGCAGGAAGUUCCCGCCCCGUCCCGCGAUCCGGUCGCCCUGGGAACCAGCACCUGGCCCCUGCAGGAGAGGAAGAAGAGGUGUACCUCGUCGGUCCGUUCGACCGCCGCGGAGCCCCUAGCCCUCGCCAAAAGACCACUGGUGGAGAAUGCGGGCAGGCGAUGUGUCAGCCAAUCGCAGUUCUCCCAUGCCGUGUUGCCGGGCAGAUUGGCCUCAGCCGGGCUGGUGAAUAACCACUGCAGGCACCUGUCUCUGGGGUCGGUGUUGAGCUUCGACCUGCCCAAAGACCUGAGCCUCAUCCCCAGCAUCCAUGACGUCAUCACCAUCAGUCCCCCGGGACCAGCAGGGACGGACCGCCCUGCUCCGACUGGCCGAUGUUCACCCGUCAAUCAAAAGCCGGCCACAAGCUCCUCCAAUCAGAUUCGCUCACCAGUGAAAAGUGCGGGAACCAUCAAACUCAGCCCAACUGAGGUCAAAGGUCAAACCACCGUCCAAUCAGACUGCGUUGCGUCACGCAGGUUCGACCUGCAGGCGUCUUCGGUUUCAGCCAAUCGGGAGGCCGUCUCCCUGAACCCCAAACAGACCCUGCCAAACGAUGACCUAUUAGUUCCUCAGACGAGGGCCCACUCAGGUAUUCACAGUCACAACGAGGACGUCACCCAGAAUGCCGUCCCGCCAAUCCCGAGCGGGGAUCGCUGUGGCGACAGUCAGAAGGCCAGCCCGCCCAAACAGAAGGACGGUUGCAGAACCGUUGCCUGUUCCCAUGGUAACGCCUCGCUGUCAAUCACGCACGUAUGCCCGAGCGUUCACACUCGGAUACAGGACUUGGGCGGGCACAUAUACCACCCUCCAAUGAGGAGGCAGAACGCUCACAAAGGAGACCCGUCAGCCAAUCAGGGCGCAGCCUCUCACUCUGUCACGGCCCCCGCGGGCCGCGCGAUCGGUCCGGAGCGUUCCGCGGGUGCGGCCCCUUCGGGGUCCGGACACGGCCGGCUCUGCGGUGCGGGAGGGGUCGAAGCGGCGGCCCCCGGCGGCCCCCCGCCCCGGAGGACCGUGGGAACGGUGCUGUCGCUGGAGCGGGCGGAGCCGGCGCCCCGCGGCAGGAAGGGCGGGGCCGCGGCGUCCACGGCGACGGACGCCGUCCGCCCCGACCACCGGCAGUUCGAGGAGGAGGAGGAGGAGCUGGAGGACAUCUGGAACCAGACCAAUGGCUACGGGCAGGCCUGUCAGCCGACCAAUCAGGGCGAGGCGGAGGCGGAGGCCGCGGCCACUGCGGCGCCCCCCAGGGGAUCGUCCCCCUCCCCGCCCGCGCCCCCCCCUCAGGCUCAGAACGUGCUCUACGCCGCCCUGGAUGGCGCUAACGCCGCCGCCGCCGCUAACGCUAACCUCCUGGUGGCCAAGUUCAGGCUCCCCGCCGAAGUGAAGGCCCUGUUCGGGUACGACAGCGCCGCCUGCAGGAGCGUCCCGGAACAGCGGCCCGGCGAACGGAGCGAUCCGGAGACCCCGGCGGCGGCCGUCCCGGUUCCGCCCAACCCGUCCGGUGCGGAACGUCCGGGAGAACACGCCGCCCGCGACGGAGGGGCCGGUUUGGAGGGAGAGCCGGGGGCCGCAGACGGGGAGGUGUGUGCGAAGGUCCAAUCCGUGAGCUGGCUACCAGUUUGCAUGGGGGCGGGAGAGAAGGCUCAGCAUCCAAUCGGCUUCUGCGCAUCCAGUGGCGACAUAUGGCUGCAGGGACAUGAAAGUACCACUAGAGGGCACUGCAGCUCUACGAACGGGAACCAGCCAAUGGAAGGAUCUCUGGAGAGAAAACACCUGCUCGAGAAGGGAAAUAAGGCCCCCUGUCAAGCCUGGCUGGCAGGCCACGCCCUCCUGCUCAAGCACUCGCUACGCUUCUACAAGGACGGGGAAGACCGUCCGAAGAGCCGGGAGUCUGUGCUGAGUCUGGACCUGACCGGGGCCCGGUGCACUGGGGCCCCUGACUGCGGAGAGAGGCCCCGCUGCUUCUGCCUGCGACUGGCUGAGGGCUCACAGUAUCUCCUCAGUGCCUCAUCCAGCUCUCUGAUGGAGGAGUGGAUGCUGAGGAUCCAGGCUAACGCAGGUUCGAGUGAGAUGGACUCCUCUGGUCACCUCUCUGAAUCCCUCACCUCAACUCAAAGUCCCACAAGCCACUGCACAGCUGGGGAUGACAUCACUUCCUCUCACUCGGGCGCCUUUCAUUCCUGUGGUGCCAGAGCCAAGGAGCUCAUCGUCCUGACGGGCGACGCCCCCCAUGGUUCACAGCGGCAUUGUGGGAUCUUGGAGGACAGUCCAUCACCCUUGUCUUCAGAUACAGGGGGUCACCCCGGGCGGUCACCCCCAAAACCCCAGGACCCCCCGCCCUGCCUCUCCUUCUCCAACAGCCAGGAGUAUCCCGGCAACAAGCAGCGGUCCCACUCCUUUACCUCAGCCACCUAUCAGAAGAUCACCCCUGCCCCACUGCCCCAUGGGAUACGUGAGGGGGGGUCCAGCUACUCAGUGACUCUGUUCAUCGGAGACCAGCCGUCCGGGGCCCCGCCCCCCGAAAGCACCGCCGAAUCGCCAACUCUGAUUGGCCAGCAGCGGGAGGCUCCGCAGGGCCCGGACAAGAGUUGUGGCGAGGCCCCGAAGUCACAGAACAAGUCCGUCUUCAAGAAGUUUUUUGGGAAGGAGAGGUUUUAGACGGACGACCUCUGACCUUUGAGGAGACCGUUGACUGUUUUUAUCUUCCUGCGUGCAGAGCACAUUUGUCUGGCUAAGAAUCUGACGGCAGCAACAGCCGUCCUGGGACCAAUAAAUCUUUGUUUUUAGUGUUUUUUAGUGUUUUUUUUUACCCCCCAAUAACGUGGCUAAAUCACUGCAGAAAUGUCACCGCUUCCUCAAACUCCCUUUUCAUCCAAAGCGGUCUGAGAAACUGAGAAAUCGCUGUGACCUUCAAGAGAUAAAGGUCAAAGAGUUGGUGCCAGCCACUAUAGCUCCUCUCUCUCUCUCAUUCUCUCUCUCUCUCUGUCUCUCUCACUCUUUCUGUCUCUCUUCCCUCUCGGUGUGUGGUGGGGUUGUUCAGCGUUCCUCCUGGACGUUGUCUGUAGGAAACUGUUGAGAAGCAAACCACGCAGAAACAAUUAAUUUGAGUUCACAUAAAAACAUGUGGCUUUCAGACGCUGGUCGGGUGUUCCUCGAACAGCUGAUGAGAGGGGUGACCAGUUUUAUUGGCGUGCAUCUGUUUCAUCUGUUUCAGGUCUGCACAGAGUCUCCGGUUCCUUUCUUUCCACACUACUAAGUAGCAAAGGUAGUCAAAGUAUAGGUCAUGCUCUUUAAAACAGUCCAUUCUUUGUGACAUCCUUUCAAAAUAUGGCUUCUAGAACUUUCUGCACAAAAAAUCAUCUGAAAUAUUCGGACUUGGAAGUCUCCGUUCAUGCUUUAAGUCGAGCACUGAACUCAAACGUCGCCGCAGAAUCUGCAAGAUUAAGAAUGAGCUGUUUUAGAUUGCGCUGCCUUAAAUCUAAAGGCAACUCUACCUUCGGCUAGACUAUAGAACACCUGGAAAGUUAACAUGCGCAUAUUGAGGAUGAAUUCCAUUAACUCUGCUUAACAGCUUUGAAAUGCGUAGAUUUAAAUCCGCUUUAAAUCCGUGAGAGGUCGGUCAUUUUCAUUCUGGCCUUCCAAGAUACAAGUGGAAAGAUGGUUCUUUUCUGUGGGAGCAAAAAUCUAUUCAAUAUAUAUCUGGGAACUGUUUAUGAUAUUUAUUAUCUGCAGUCCUUCGUGUUAUCAUAAGGAUUAUGGCUGUGGAAGACAAGCAGAUUGAUUCAUAUGUAUCCAUGAUGCAAUAUCCAUAUUCUUUCUGAUAUGUUCAUUUUCUCAACCUGGUUCACCGUUCAUGUUGUAAUUCCAGCAGUUUGAAACUGUUGAUCUUUUUUUGUUUUGAAAACGUUGUUCUUGUUAAUCAGCAGCUGAUAACGAGCUAGCCCUUCUUUUUAAUCCCGUAACAUGAAAUAAAAACAACCUAUUGGUUUUUUUGUUAUUUAAUUUAAUGAAA
Molecule: messenger RNA, 8167 nt
Organism: Conger conger (European conger)
Lineage: Eukaryota; Metazoa; Chordata; Actinopteri; Anguilliformes; Congridae
Exons: 34
Coding region: 1-6813 (2270 amino acids)
Biological process (GO): actin cytoskeleton organization
Cellular component (GO): plasma membrane; cell projection; cell junction
Molecular function (GO): actin filament binding
Source: RefSeq, a predicted model, not a curated record